AUGGGUAUCCUCGAAAAAAUCGCUGAGAUAGAGAGCGAGGUAUACACUUCGAUUUGAUGCCAAAUUUAUCCGUUUUUGGCGCUAAUAUCAGUAAUAAUAAUGUGAAAAUUUUCUGUCGACUUCAGAUGGCGCGAACACAGAAGAACAAGGCGACCGCUCAUCAUCUUGGAUUGUUAAAGGCUCGGCUGGCGAAGUUACGACGCGAGUUGAUCACAGUGUGUGUGUGUGUGUGUGUAACCAUAGGUCAUUUUAUCCUUGGAGACCCAGAGGCAGUUGAUCGUGACAAAAUAUUCAGGGGAGGAAUCUGACUGGGGAAUACCGGGGUUAAGUUAACAAGGCUGUCAACCCCCCAGGUCUUCAAAUAUUGGGAAUUGAUAGGGAAGGGAUCAUAGAUGACGUCAUAAUGCACUACACAUAAUGUCAUUUGUGAAAAAAAAAAAUGUGCAAAAAAGAUGUUGUUGGAAUAAAUAACAUUUGACCUGAUUGAUUUACUUCCCACUAAUCAUGUUAACAUCGUAAGUUUCCUUACAAACUCUGGUAUGCCAUUGUAAUAUAAAUGGCUCAAACAACACAAAAUAUUUGAAAUUUUAUUGUCAGAAAGUCAAAUCUAUAAGAAAUGGCAAUUUUCGGCGAUUAUCCGGGAGAUUUCAGACUCUAAUCUAGAGACCAAGAGAAAUACUUCAAAAACUUGAGUCUCCUGCAUUAUCCAGGAGAGUUGACAGCACUGAGUUAACGAGAAAAAAUGGGAGAGCCUCGUUAUUAAUUAGAAGUCUCCUUCAUCACUCUAACAAAAGGUACAACUUUGGCCUUGAGUCUAGGAUAGCUCUCAUGUGUGUAUUAAUAUGAUGCCAAAUUGAUUAAAAAAGCUGAUUAAAUUGCUUUACUGAUUCUGCAGGAUUUGAUGUUGCCAAAACUGGGGAUGCCAGAAUUGGUUUUGUGGGUAAGUCAGUUAAGAGUCAGUGAAUCAGACCUGAAUUCACAUCUCUAGCUAAGAAGAGGAGAGACCUGAGGUAGCAGUUAUUCAGAUAAAUGGUUUCUUUUAUAGAUCUCGACUUGAUGUUGCUCUAUAGAAAUGACAUUGGGUGAUGCUCACAAAGCAUUUUGUUUUUGAUGCAUUGCCCUCUUUUACUUAAAUAAUAAAUGGGUCAGUUGGUUAAUAGUCAAUCAAUAACAAAUGAAAGACUUGCCUUAAAGAACUGUACUGUGCAAUAUCCUAUUGUCUUGACCUCAUCCUUGGUUGAUAAUGAAUGAAGCUAUUAUUAUACAUCUUUUUCAUUCAUGCAUUCUUCUCUCUCUUUCUCCAACAUUGCAGGAUUUCCUUCUGUUGGCAAGUCAACUUUAUUGACCAACCUUGCGGGUGUGUAUUCUGAAGUUGCUGCCUAUGAGUUCACCACACUCACCACUGUACCAGGGGUGAUAAGGUACAAAGGGGCCAAAAUACAACUUCUUGACUUGCCGGGAAUUAUUGAAGGUGCUAAAGAUGGUAAAGGAAGAGGACGUCAAGUGAUUGCAGGUGAGCAAAUCAAGAGGCUUUUUCAAGGAAACUGAGGAAAGAUUUUAGAAUUUGUUAGCACCCCCCCCCCCAAAAAAAAAAUAAUAUAUAUAUAUUUUUUAUUGAUGUAUGGCUUUUAUGUUCCUUUACAUGCUUACACAUUCACACAUGCCUUAUCUAAACUGAACCUGUAAAACACUGUAGAAUUUAUAGCACAUUGUUGUAGUGUUUAGUUUACUACAUUUCUGAUGAAGUGAAGGGUUACACUAAUGUCAGAAAGCCAAUAUGUUGGUUGACAAAAAAGUACCUGUAAAUUUUUUUUCCCCUCCCUCCCUCCCUUCCCUCCCACCCGCCAGAUAUGUAGAUUAUGCCUGGCACAAAAGUUUCCUUUCUCUAGGCUGCACACUACUUAAACUUUUUUUUAUUAUUUGAGUGUGAAGUUUAUUGUUUAAAUUUCAGUUGCAAGGACUUGCAGCUUAAUCUUCAUAGUACUCGAUGUCCUAAAACCUCUGGGACACAAACGACUCAUUGAACAUGAACUGGAAGGCUUUGGAAUAAGGUACAUUCUCAGCAUAACAUAAUCAAAAUUUAAAGUACUUGUACUAUGAAUGUUUUAAACAUCAUCAUUUCAAGUUAACUACUGUAUUCUUCUAGGAAUUGUUUUCAAUGUACAUAAUAUAUUAUGAUUAGAUAGUUAGAUACCUGUAAAUUACAUGUAGCAAUAUUUUUUUGUUAUAUUGGCUAAUGCUCAAACUUUUUCUCAGAGAGAAAAAGGUGUUCCUGUGUCUUAGCUAUAAGUCUGUUUUUUUUUUCUUGAUUCACAUGACACUUUGUAGCAUUGAAUCAAUUGAUUUUUCUCUUAUCAGGCUCAAUAAGGAACCACCAAAUAUAACAUUCAGAAGGAAGGAAAAGGGUGGAAUAAAUCUUCAAACUACAGUAAGUGCAUGUAAGAUAAUGAGGAUUGAGUAUCUACCAGUAACUGAAAGGUUGUGAAUAUGGUAGUUUAUAAUGUCUUCAUGUCUGUAUAAAAAAAUACAGUGGAAAGUCUUGGAAGUGAUCAAUCCUCAGAAAGGCUGUUUUCACAUAUUAUUGGCAAUAAUUCUCCUCAGGGUGUUGGCCAGAUUGACAUUAAUUGUAAAAAGUGUCCGAUUAUGAGGUUGUCUGUCACUGGAAGUUAGACUGCAAUAAUAUUAUUUGAAAGGGCUUCUGUACAGUUUUAGCCCUCUCCCCCUAACCUUCCUUAUCAGUUAUUUUAUGUUCGUAUAUUUUGCUCAGAUUUAAGGCGUGAUUUUACAAGUCAGAUAACUCUCCAAGUAUGUUUUUUAUGAUAAUUAGUGUAAGAUGGUCAUAUCCUGGGUCUUCCAUUGAUACAUGUAGGUUACAAUGCAUGUGUAUGGUUUGGUUAUUGAGGGGAAGAUGUAAUCAGGGGAUAGUAUCUUCAUUGUGACAAGUAUUUACUUGUUUUUAUCACAGUGUAAUCAGUCAGAGCUGGACAUUGACUCAGUGCGGUCAAUUCUGAGUGAAUAUCGCAUUGCUAAUGCUGAUAUCACAUUGAGAUAUGAUGCUAAUGCAGAUGACCUCAUUGACGUUAUUGAAGGAAACAGGCAAGUCAGUUUAACUUUCUAAAUCUGAUAGAAAAUAUGAGGAAAAUAACUUUGGCAGGACAAGCUUCUAAAAUCAUGAUUUUCUUACCUUUUUAGAGUUUGUAUACAGUCAACUCUCUCAUAGCGACCACUUCUCGUAAGCGACCACCUCCCGUAAAUGACCACUUUGAAAAUAACCAUUUUGUUUCUCAGACAAAUACUGUAUCAAAAACUCUCCGGUAAGUGACCGCUACUUAAAUUGCUUCACAACCGCGAUCACUUUUUAAACCAGACAUUUGACAUAUUCCGUUUCCCGCAAGUGUCCACCUGGCAUGAUCCAAAUGAUUGUAAGAACACAAUAGGGCCAUUUAUACGAGGAAAAAUAAGACGCAUCUUACAUAGGACGUGUCUUAAAUAAGACGCCAACUUUCCGUAUAAACGGCAUAUUUCGUCUAAAAUAAGACGCGGCUUAGCUAAGACGCGUCUUAUUUUAGAACAGCCCUUAACACCUGUUCUUAGAUAAGACGUGUCUUAGCUAAGACGAGAAAAACUUCGUAUGAAUGAACUUCGCGUCUUACAUAAGACGCGAACGCAUAGUAUGCAUGCGUUAAUUUUUGGCAUGCCACGUUGGAUUGCAGUUGCUAGGGGCAACAUUCACACGAAAACGAGUCAAGAACAGAAAUAAGACGCGAACAAUUUAUACGAGCUGUUCUCGUCUUAGAUAAGACAUGCUCGUAUAAACGGUACAGUUCGCGUCUCAUUUAAGACGCGUCUUAUUUUUCCUUGUAUAAAUGACCCUAUUAUAUUAUUGCUCGAAUUUCCACUUUGUCAUGCACCAAGGGUGGUUGCUUACAAGAGAGUUGAUUGUAUAAAGCUUCUUAAAUUUUGUCAAAUGUUUUGGAUUAAAAUGCAUUGAGAAUCAAGAUGAAUACUAAACAGAUUUUAAAAACAAAAAUAAUUAUUAUUGUUAUCAAUCAUGUGAUUCAUGGUUCCAUUUUAGUAACAUUUUUUAACUAUUAAAAUGAUAGAAACUAAAUUUGUGUUGUUUGUAGCCAUAACCUUUUCUUUUUGAUAGCUUUUGCAAUACUUUCUGCCAAAGAGCCAUCUAAAUUGAUCAUUCCUUAACUCAAUGUUUUCUUCUAAAUCCUGACUGUAUAAGUUGUGAUCCAUUGCCAUACUGAAUGCUCCCUUCCCUCAUUCAGUGGACAAUAAUAACUUUUGUUCUUCAAUCUUACUUGUUUGGACUUUUUGUCAUAGGGUUUACAUUCCAUGCAUCUACAUCCUAAACAAAAUUGAUCAAAUAUCUAUUGAAGAAUUGGAUUUAGUUUACAAAAUUCCACAUGCAGUUCCACUGUCAGCCCAUCAUAAGUGGAACUUUGAUGACUUGUUGGAAAAGACCUGGGAGUACCUUAAUCUUCUCAGAAUGUAAGUGACACAUUUUUGAAACAGGAAAGUUUAAAUUUGCUUUUAUGAAAUUUCCACUCCUAGAUAUGUGUUUGGUUGCACCUGUAUUAACUGACCACCCUUGGGAAAGGGACCAGUGGACCCUUAGUAAUACUAAUAUCAUUUUAAAGGUUGGCUGCUCAAUACAGGGUUCGUACAGAUUUUUGGAUAAAAAAUUCAAGACUUUUUCCAGAAUUUUUUCCUAAACAAUAUAUUUUUUUCCAGACUCAAGGUUAUCAAAUAGGUGAUCAAUAUAGACCUUGAAAAACACAGGAAGAAAGCUUUUCUGCAUGGUGCAUUGCAAAUAUACAGGCAAGACUGAGUAAGAUUUUACCAAAAGGAAAACAAAGUCACUUCUAACCUGUUGUAGUAUUGAAAAGGAAACUCAAGACUUUUUACUAUUUCUCUCAGACUUUAUCAUUUCAUUUAUUGGUUUUAUCAGAUAUUUACAAUUUUAUUUUCUCACUGGGCACCUACAAAUAGCAAAGGCUAGUCUAUCCAUUUUCCAGACUUUUUCCAGGUCUGGAAAAUCACUGGGCAAAUUUCAAUUUAUUUACUGUCAAUUUUUGUCAGCCGGUACUCUGAUAACUGCAUGCUGCAAAGUAAAGGUACCGCGUAAUAGAUGUUUGACAGUUGUUUAUUGUGAAAGAUUAAAUUCUCUCACUGAUGAUGUAAGAUUAAGUUUAUGAAUAAUGAACAUAUUUAAGAUGACAGCUUUUCAUGACAUAUUUUUUACCAACAUGGUACAGUGUGGUAGCAAAAAUGGGAUUGUUAAAAAUACUUAGUCUUGUGUCAUCAGUUAGCUUUGUUGCUCUAUGUUUUGCACUGUAAAUGAUUAUUUUGUUUUAGUUUUUGAUUUAGGUCUCUUACUAAACUCAGGAACGGAUUAGAAAUUUUAUGCUGUGUUUCUCAGCAAGACUUUCAACAUUUUAUUUUUAAGUACAAAAUCUUUCCUUCAUUAUAGAUUAAGUACCUACGACAUUUACAUGUUUUUUUCAGAUACACAAAACCAAAAGGUCAGCUACCAGAUUAUGAGUCACCAGUUGUACUGAAAAAUGGACAAUCAUCUAUUGAGGAUUUUUGUAAUUCUCUUCACAAGAGCAUCAUGAAGGAAUUUAAACAGUAAGAAUUUUGUUUAUCAAAGGGAAGUAUUAUUGUUGUUGAUUCAGCUUCUGAAUAAACAAUAGUUUCUUGAUAUUGUGGAUGGGUGGGAUGACUAAUAAUUAUUUAGUAAUGAUGUACAAUCGAACCUCCCAUAAGUGACCACCCAAAACGCAAAGACUGAGUGGUUGCUUGUGGGAGGAGGUAGUUUACAAGAAUCAAACCACAGGGGGCCUCUUCUGAGAAGAGGCCCAGGCACAUCUACUUCAUGGAAGAAUGUCUAAGUUAGGACAUGUGUAGUUCCAUGUUGUCUCUAAAGUUCUUCGUAUAUUCUAAGUAGCAUAGUGCACACAGUGAUCAGAGAAUGCGUUAAGCUAUACCUUUUUGGUGGUACAUACAAUUUGAUUCUUUUAUCAAUAACUUUUGUUGCAGUGCACUAGUUUGGGGUUCAUCAGUGAAAUUCAGUCCACAGAAAGUUGGCAAAGAACAUUUCUUGCAAGAUGAGGAUGUUGUUCAGAUAGUUAAAAAGUAA
Messenger RNA from Porites evermanni, 6151 nucleotides. NCBI's taxonomy places the organism in Eukaryota, Metazoa, Cnidaria, Anthozoa, Scleractinia, Poritidae. The record is from the annotation of a GenBank genome assembly.